Molecule: messenger RNA, 552 nt
Organism: Hyla sarda
Lineage: Eukaryota; Metazoa; Chordata; Amphibia; Anura; Hylidae
Gene: ATP5MK
Product: ATP synthase membrane subunit k
Exons: 4
Coding region: 146-322 (58 amino acids)
Source: RefSeq, a predicted model, not a curated record
CCAAUAGAAAGGUGAGAAAAGUUGACGGGCAGUUGGAGCAACCAAUGAGCGGAGUCGGUGUCUAGAAAGCCGGAGACAGCGGGCGCAGCAGUCAGCAUUGAAGGGCAUUGAUCACAUUGCUGCGGGUACAGACUGCUGAUUCACCAUGGGAGGUCACGACUCAGGGGCACAGCACCACUUCACUGGCAUCAAGAAGUACUUCAACUCCUACACCAUGGUCGGCAGGAGAAAUUGUGUCCUUGCUACUUAUGCAUCAAUUGCAGGAAUAAUACUUUUCUUUAAAUUGAAACCAAAAAAACAAGCGGCAGUCACCGAUAAAUAAUGGAUCUGGAUUUAAUGGCUGAGAGAGUUGAAGGACCAUCUCUUCCCCUGACCCCCAUGGACUUGCUCACCUUUUGACAUUAAAAAACAAGAUUACUUGGAUUUAUAUUGUCUUUAUUUACAAUGUAUCAAGUAAAAAAAAAAAGUCUGUACAAAAUUCAGCAGCACCAUCCUGCCAGGCGUCCGUGAUCAGUUUGUUUGAGGCAUGAGUAAAUAAAGGUGUCACAUCCC